GCAAACCGCGUCCACGUGGGCAUUUGUUACCAGCUCCGCUCAACGCACAUGGCCAACAGUGCUGUUCCCGAAAAACAUUUGGAGAUCCCCUUCUCCCUGGAUGAAUACGAAGAUCGCAAUAUCCCAGAGUUUCGACUCGAAGACCGCCUCGCAUUCUGGGAUGGCCCAAUACGCGCCUUUCUGCGCGAACGCGGUUAUGCACUGUACAACAUUUGCCCGGUCUUCGACGGCGCGAGCAGUCUGAUGUAUCCCUCCCUCGAGACAUGCCCACAGCCCGUCGAUGACGAUCGGUACGCGUUCAUGGAUCCCGACGAGCCAGAACGGGUUCUUCCCAAAGCCAAACCUGGCCUUGAGAACACUUAUCCGUAUUGCAGAGAGAAGGCAUAUGCGCGUGAGAACCGAGGCAGAGCUGCGUUCGCCCAGUGCAUUGCCCGGCCCGAUCGACAUGUGGCUAUCAAGCUCGUUCGAGACCGGAGCGUCGAGAUACACACCCUAAAGUUGAUCUUUGAAGCCUCGAAAGAGAAGUCCGUCCGCGGCCUGAUUCCUGUUCUCGAGAUCAUACCUUUCCGUGGGCACUGGCUUGUUGUAAUGCCCAGGUGGGGUGAAAUUAUCAUGUCGCCAUUCCCGACGGUCGCUGGCCCUGUUCUCGACCUCAUCGAAGAUCUUCUCGAGGGUCUCACGUUCCUUCAUGGCCACAACAUCGUUCACCGAGAUCACUCCUACAAGAACAUAUUGGUCAAUCACAUCCCCGUCGUUGGGCACCAGUCGGUCCGGGAGGUCCCCCCCACGCGACAGACGCUACGCAAUGCGGGGGCUCUCCAGCACGCGAUCUUCGACUUUGACGUGGCUCUGAUAUUCCCCGAUCGGCCGUCCGCGCGGUUGCCACAUGACGAGUUUUGGCUGGGAACUCCAAAGCUCACCGGCGAAACGAUGCAGGGAGAAUAUGAUUACGAUCCAUUUGCAGCCGACGUCUCUAUCCUGGGCGGUAAUCUCUGUCGUGAUCUCCAGUAUCACACACCAUCUGUGCCUAUCCUGGCCCCGUUGUUUGAUGGCAUGCUUCACUGGGAUGUGCCUUCGAGGCUCACGGCAUCACAGGCCCUCAGCCUCCUCCGCGCAUUAAGAGCGCAGUACCGAGAGCUGGACAAGCAGCCAUUGCCUGACAUCGCCAACAAGUUCAUCGACGUCAUGGAAUACGACAGGUGGAACGGGCUGCCUCCCGACUUCGUCGAGCGAUGGGGUCAUCUGCGGACUCCGCCAGUUCCAUGGACGAGGCGAUUUCUGCGGCGGAUCUGUAGAUACGACUUUCUUGCAAGCUGUAUGGAUGCUACACCAUCUGAUGAAGUUCUCAUCAUUCCUUUCUCCCUUGACGAGUAUGAGGACCGUCUAGUACCUGAGUUUCGACUGGAGGAUCGACUCGCGUUCUGGGAUGGUCCGAUUCGCGCCUUCCUUCGCGAACGCGGAUACGCCCUGUACAACAUCUGCUCAGUGUUUGAUGGCACUGACUGCAGUCUUAUGUAUCCAGCACUGGAUACGGCCCACCAAUCCGUACCGGACGACGGUCGCUACGCGUUUAUGGAUCCCGAAGAGCCGGGUCGUGUCUUUCGCAAUCCCAAGGAGGGAUUUGAGAAGAAUUAUUUCCACUGCAGAGGGAGGGCGUAUGCUCGGGAGAAUCGUGGAAGAGCCGCAUACGCUCAGAGCAUCGACAGGCCUGAUCGACAUGUUGCUAUCAAACUGGUCCGCAGCGAGAGCGUCGAAAUACACACUCUCAAGCUCAUAUACGACGCGUCGAAACGCGAACCCGUCCGGGGUCUCAUUCCUGUGCUCGAGAUCAUCCCGUUUGGCGGACACUGGCUCGUUGUCAUGCCCAGAUGGGGAGAGGACAUCAUGUCUCCGUUCCCCACACUUGUUGGACCGACCUUGUCUCUCAUCGAAGAUUUGCUUGCUGGUCUGGCGUUUCUCCAUAGCCACAAUAUCGUCCAUCGGGUGAUGUUUCCUGGCGCAUAUUGCACAAACUGUACUCAUGUCACCCAGGACCACUCCUACAAGAACAUCCUCGUGAAUCACAUUCCUGUAGUCGGGCACGAGGAAAUCUAUGAUCCCCCACCGACCCGAGAACUACUACGCAACGCAGGCGUCCUUCAGCACGCCAUAUUCGAUUUCGACGUUGCUCUGAUAUAUCCCGACCACAAAUCCGCGCGGCUACCGUAUACUGAAUUUUGGCUGGGAGCAUUCAAGUACACUGAUGAGAUAUUCCAAGGCGAAUACGACUACGAUCCAUUUGCGGCGGAUGUAUCCAUUCUGGGAGGCUAUCUUUGUUCUGACCUGCAGUAUCAUACACCUUAUGUGCCCAUCCUGGCACCACUGUUCGAUGGGAUGCUGCACUGGCACGUUCCGUCUCGGCUGACGGCACCUCAGGCGCUGGAACUGUUCCGCUCGCUGCGAGCCGAAUAUAGCGAUCUGGAUUCAAAACCACUGCCUGCUAUCCAGGACCGGUUCAUUCAUGUGUCGGAAUAUGACCGAUGGGCGGGAUUACCCGACGACUUUGUCAGGCGGUGGGGUCAUCUCCGGACCCCACCGGUUCCGUGGACGAGGGCGUUUCUGCGGAGGAUCUGCAGAUACAAAUUCCUCGCAAGUUGCGACUCGGUUCACGAAUGGACCAACUGGUUGGGCAGCAUCAUGGUGACAUCACUGCCUGACGCGCUCGAAUAUAAACCUUACUCGUGGCAUUCGCACCCUCACCAGACUGAAACAACCUUUCCUCUUGCCAUGAAAACAACUGCUCUGCUCACCCUGUCGCUGGCUCUCAGUGGCGCCUCGGCGACGUCGUGGUUUGGCUCCGACAAACCCACAUACAGCGAGUGGUCUAUUGCAGAGCUUCGACAAUGGCUCCAGGAGCACAAAAUCGUCGUCCCGGAAUCCUUUUCGCAGCAGCAGCUGCGCGACCUCGUCCAGUCCAACUGGGACCUAGCGACCGCUUGGACAUGGGACCAGUACUCGUCGGCCCAAAAGUCAUUCGCGGACCUGCGCGACACGACGUUCGACGCCUGGGACGAGUCGCGGCUGCGUGAGUUCCUGCUCGAGCAGGGCGUCGUCGCGCCCAAAGGCCCACGUGAGCAGCUCGUCCUGCUUGCCAAAGCCAAGUACGCCGACUACCAGAACGCGGCGUCGACGCUCUCUGCGCAGGCGAGCACGGCAGUCUAUGGCAGCCCCAUGCACCAGAUGACGAAGAGCGCGUCGAGUAUGGCUGCGCAGGCGACGCGGGAGGUGACGCGCCAGAUGGAUGACACGAAGGAUUACGUGUACUCGACGUGGGAAGAUAACAAGCUUCGGUCGUAUCUCGUGGAGAAGGGCGUGCUGGCCAAGGACGCCGCGGAGAAGACGCGGAACGAGAUGCUGGCGAUGAUGCGCGACACUUACGUCCGCGCCACUCAGCCAAUCUGGGAAGCGUGGUCUCAUUCGUACAUGCGCGAAUGGUUGAUUGCUCAUGACCUCAUCACACCGCCUGCACCCUCGACGCCCGAGAUCGUGAAAGCGAAGAUGUCGCAGUACUACUAUGACGUCAAUGACCGCGCCUGGACGUCCUGGACCGACAGCGACAUGAACUCAUGGCUCGUCUCACAUAACAUCAUCAAGUCGGACGCCCAGAUCCAGCGUGAGAAACUCACGAAGCUGAUCGAGGACAACUACCUCAACGCCCGCGAUACGCUUUGGGAGUCCUGGAGCGAUAGCCAGAUGCGUGAUUGGCUGGCCGAGCACGGAGAGAAGAAUGUCCCUGCCAAGCGCGACCAGCUCGUCAAGCUCAUGCAGAACAAGUACAACGACGCCGCCGGCAUGUCUGCUGCAUACUUGACAUGGCCUGACGCCCGGUUGCGCGCCUACCUGCGCAACCGCGGGAUCGACGAGUCUGGAUUGCCGACUUCUCGACCUGGACUUUUGCAGGAGACUCGUAUCCGUUGGGUUCAGGCUAUGACCAGCAUUGAACGAAUCAAGGAGCUCAUCAACUCUGGCAUUGAGAUCACGGAGGAGAAACUGGCGUCUGUUUUGCAGCUCCUGUCCGGCCAGACCGAGAAAGCCAAAGCAGAGGGCGAGAAGAUCAAGGCUGACGCGAAGAAGGUGAAAGCUGAUGCCAAGAAGAACAAGGAGAACCUCAAAACGGAGCUUUGAGUGGUUGCGGACUCGUUCAUUUCUUGUAUUAUUCACUAGCAUUGAUUUUGAGACUGUAUCUGUAACUUUAUAAUCCAAGUUUUUGGACAUGCUCAAUCUAUCUACGCGUUCCAUCCCGCGGUGAAAGCAUCAAUCUGCUCGUGUCUCUUUACGGCGUCGUCCCAGGUCGUGAUCUCUCCCCCACUCGCGAACCGUUCGUAAAGCAGACCGACAUGCUUCCCGAAGACGGGAACAGGAGUGUUUGGAUCCUCGGGCCAAGACUCGGAGGGACCACAAUCAAUCUUCUCGACUUUGUCCGUUUUGAAGUCGUGCAGCUCAACAUCGACACCCUCUGCUGUGAUGUGCAGCGUGAAGGCCGCCUGGUUCGUCACGCGUAUUUCGCCCUGCUCCCCGGUGAUGGUCCACACGAGCGACGGCUCUCCGGGGAACGGCGGGCCGCGGCGGAAGCGGAACAGCAGCGACGCAUCGCGCACGACGGUGGACGACUGGGCGAUGCGCGAGGUGACGAUGAACAGAUCUGGGACGUCGGAUUCAACGGUGUGGGUGAUCGCGUUCGUCACUGCGUCGCGGACGUGGCUGAUCGGCCGCUGCAGCUGCAGGUGCGGCGUAAUGUCGGCGGCUUCACCCAGUACGUGCUGCACGAUGUCGAAGACUGCGGAUGGAGGUGAUUAGUGGGAGAAAGCUGCGCUGGAGCAGACUGCACGCACGAUGUCCUCCGAAGAUGGUGACGAUGGUCCCGCCGUGCCGCCCGACACGCGCAGCUCGGUGCUCAGGACCUUGCCGAUCCGGCCCUCCUCGAUGAUCUCCUUCAGCUUGAGCGGCAGCGAGCCCACGCGGCCUUGGAACCCGACCAUCGUGCGCCCGCCGGCGGCCUUGGCCGCGUCCGCCAGCUGCUUCGCGUGCUGCACAUCGUGCGCAAGCGGCCACUCGACGAACGCGUCCUUGCCAGCCUUGACCGACGCGAGGACCGUGCCGAAGUGCUUGUCGAC
Molecule: messenger RNA, 5153 nt
Organism: Mycena citricolor
Lineage: Eukaryota; Fungi; Basidiomycota; Agaricomycetes; Agaricales; Mycenaceae
Source: the annotation of a GenBank genome assembly